CACUCUCUCUCUACUGAGUUAAUUGCGGCUAGGGUUUGGCAACACCCCUCUAUCUCUCUAUCUCCCUCAUUCUUUAUCGUUCAAUCUCUAGUUUCCUCGGCUCAAGGCUCAUAGAUCUGUUAUUCCAAUACACUCAAUGAAGAAUAUAAAGUAAAAUUAAAGGAUUGUUUAUCAAUAAUCUGAAACAAGCGUUUUGCUUUUGGUGUUGUUGCUCAUCUUGAUGGCGACUCUUAACCCAUUUGAUUUGCUGGGAGACGAUACGGAGGACCCCUCACUCCUCGCGGCUCAGCAGAAGAUCGAGCCGAAGAAAACUGUAGCACCACCGGCCAAGCUGCCGGCGCAGCCCAAGCUCCCCUCCAAGCCGUUACCCCCGGCUCAGGCUGUCCGAGAGGCAAAAUUUGAUUCUGCUCGAGGAGGUGGGCGCGGUAGAGGGCGUGGAUAUGGUCGCGAUGGUGGUGCACGUCCCAAUAGAGACUUCACCAACAAUGAAAACAACUAUGGCAACAAGGAAGGAUUUGCUGCCCAGGGUGCACCUGAUGAUGUUGAUGGAAAGUCUUCUGAAAGGCGUGUCGGUGGCUAUGGUGGAUCUCGUGGUUCAUUCCGUGGUGGCCGUCGAGGCGACUACAGCAAUGGAGACUCUGGUGAAGGAGAACGAGACCGCACUCGCAGGCCGCUUGAGCGCCGCAGUGGAACUGGCCGCGGAAAUGAGAUGAAACGUGAAGGUUCGGGCCGCGGAAACUGGGGAACACAGACUGAUGAAUUGGCACAAGUGACUGAGGAGGUUGUCAAUGAAGAUGAGAAAAAUCUGAAUGUGGAGAAGCCCUCAGGAGAGCGAGAUGCUGCUGAAAAUGUAGAAAAGGAAGCUACUAAAGAGGAAGAUGAAGAGAAGGCUGAGGAUAAGGAGAUGACACUGGAAGAGUAUGAGAAGCUUCUUGAAGAGAAAAGGAAGGCUUUGCUUGCUCUGAAAUCUGAGGAAAGGAAGGUUGAUGCGAAGGAAUUUGAAUCAAUGCAAGCACUUUCUAACAAAAAAGCUAAUGAUGAUGUCUUCAUCAAAUUGGGCUCUGAUAAGGAUAAAAAGAAAGAGUUGGCUGAAAAAGAAGAAAGAGCUAAAAAGGCUGUCAGCAUCAAUGAGUUCUUGAAACCUGCUGAGGGUGAGAAGUACUACAGCCCUGGUGGUCGUGGACGAGGUCGUGGUGGCCGUGCCGGCGCGAGAGGGGGCUUUGGUGGCCCGAGUGACAGGAGAACUUUCCAGGCACCAGCCAUCGAAGACCCCGGGCAAUUCCCUACCUUGGGUGGUAAAUGAGAUGUUCGUUGUGCUGCUUCCUGCCGCUCAUGGUCGAGUCUCUCAUCAAUCAAUCGUGCAGGAUAGAAUAUGAACAAUUAAUUGUGACAUUGAUGCUCAGUUUUGCUUCGUGAAUCUGGAAAACACGUUUUAGUUGUUUGUUUUGACAUUACAUUUGAAAUCUCAAGUAUAUUGCCUUUCA
Molecule: messenger RNA, 1484 nt
Organism: Salvia hispanica
Lineage: Eukaryota; Viridiplantae; Streptophyta; Magnoliopsida; Lamiales; Lamiaceae
Product: RGG repeats nuclear RNA binding protein A-like
Cellular component (GO): nucleus; cytoplasm
Molecular function (GO): RNA binding
Source: RefSeq, a predicted model, not a curated record